Messenger RNA from Trichogramma pretiosum, 551 nucleotides. RefSeq names its product ubiquinol-cytochrome-c reductase complex assembly factor 2-like. Gene Ontology annotation, cellular component: mitochondrial matrix. The transcript is spliced from 2 exons. The record is from RefSeq and is a predicted model, not a curated record. Gene Ontology annotation, biological process: mitochondrial respiratory chain complex III assembly. Bases 153 to 551 code for a protein of 132 amino acids. Lineage: Eukaryota; Metazoa; Arthropoda; Insecta; Hymenoptera; Trichogrammatidae.
AGUUGAUAUGGUGUUCGGGCUUGUUUAUUCCGUGAUUUCACAACAUGUCAGCAGUCAAAGUAGCAGACGAAAUUCAUUCGAAACGCAUGUGCUGAAAUGAUUAUCGAAAGUAAGCCCGGCGUCUCGUAUUGCAAUUUGUGACAUCAUUUAUUAUGGCAAAUUUGUACAAACGUUAUUUGAGAUUGUUGGACAAAUGGCCAGUUGAUCCCCUCAGAGAUCCAAAAACUGAAUUUGGUGCAUAUCUUCGAGAACAAGUAAAAAUAGCAUUUGCCAAAGGUGAUAAUUCAAAGAUAGAGAAUAAAGAAGAGUGCUUGAAAAACUUGGAAGCCUUAGAAAGAUUAGCGAAUAAUCAUUAUCAGAAAAAAUACCCAAUAACACCUACGGAUAAAACUGCUUCUGGACUAACUCUUGAACAGUGCCAGUUUGUUUUGAGUAAAGAGUAUUUAGAAUAUGCUGCAAAAAGAAAACUAGGUUUUUUUCAACGAUUAGGUGAAUCAGUAAAAAAUAUUUAUUUUCAGUAUCAAACACCAUCCCAAACUGAGAAAAAAUAA